AUGUCGCUUUCGUAUAUCGAGCGCCUCCCGACCGAGUUGAUCCAGCCUAUUUUCCUCGCAUCCGGUCCGAAUCUCGCCCUGCCUCUUACCUCCCACUACAUCGCAGCAAAGCUUUCACACAAGUCUACCUACUACGCAGUGUGCACACAAUACCUGAAGAAGCGCCUUAUUCACAACCCAAAUGUUUCGCUCAAUCAGACUCGACUAUUUGCGUCGAAAUGGAUGACGUGGGAAUACUUUAAGUCAUUUCUCUUCGACGCUUUCGAGCAUAUUGGCUGUCUUUGCGGCAAGACUGCACAGGAAGGAUGUUUCGACGCCCAAUGGCCGCCAAAUUUCGAGGAUGCAACGGCCAUGACAUUCAGCCGCAGUCAUUGCCCGGCGCUAACAUUUGUCAAAUGUCGUUUACCUGUGAAGUUACUACACGGACCCUGGACGCAAGACAAGAUUCAGUUUCUGCGGUUCCUGCUUUGGAUGACAUCCAUGACUGUCGAAUGGGCCAACCCUGAGGUUUUGAACAUCGUCCGCGAGGGAAGAAGGCAGGCUUUCCUAGAGAAAAACCUGGAAGCUGUGCAGCUGUUCAAUCAUAAUCGACGUUUGGGCAGAUCACCGGACUUGGGCUCAGUACGAUUUGCUGUCAUUGAAGCCGACUGCGUCAGGUCAAUCGUCUACGACACGAUGGCGAGCGCCCGAUUGUCUGGCUCGAGAGGCAGAGACUGGGACUGUGCCGAACUAGACGAGUGGUGCGAAAAGCGCAUCGAGGCUGGAGAUCCGAAAGGAACGUGGCUGAAAGUAAAAUUACAAGAGCUGAGGCAGGUCGAUAUCUUCAAAAGUAGGGAUGGGGAUUACGAGCGCAAGAUCUAUGGAGAAAUGAAUGCUGAAACUGGAGAUUACGAUGACGAGGGGGAUGAGUUGGUAAUCAAUGACCUGAAUUGGAACAAGGUAAGAAACUUCUCACCUGUCCCUCGUCACACCUACAAUCCAUCGAUGGUGGUGCCCCCAUACUGGUAUGUCCGCCUAUACCUGUGCGGAUCCGAGUAA
Messenger RNA from Didymosphaeria variabile, 1038 nucleotides. RefSeq lists its product as uncharacterized. NCBI's taxonomy places the organism in Eukaryota, Fungi, Ascomycota, Dothideomycetes, Pleosporales, Didymosphaeriaceae. The transcript has a single exon. Bases 1 to 1038 code for a protein of 345 amino acids. The record is from RefSeq and is a predicted model, not a curated record.